Paralichthys olivaceus (Japanese flounder) is the source of this 1776-nucleotide messenger RNA. RefSeq names its product intercellular adhesion molecule 1-like. Gene Ontology annotation, cellular component: membrane. Gene Ontology annotation, biological process: cell-cell adhesion. Lineage: Eukaryota; Metazoa; Chordata; Actinopteri; Pleuronectiformes; Paralichthyidae. The record is from RefSeq and is a predicted model, not a curated record. Gene Ontology annotation, molecular function: integrin binding.
CCGGCAUCACACAGCCUGUAACGUGUGUUUGAGGGAGACGUCCCGUCAGCAGUCAGUAUUCUGAACCAGGGAAACAGAUGAAGGAUGUUUGCUUCUGCUCGGCCAAUCACGCUUCUGCUGCUCCACCUGUUCGGCUCAGCUGCAUCAUAUUCCAUUCACAAACCUGUUCCACCUCUUCCGUGGCAAGUCUCCGCUCCCUCACCCGUCCCAUCAGAUCUCCCGUCUUUCCCCUCAUCUGUCAUCCCCCCUCCCGUCAUCAGCAACACUGGAGAGUCAACCAAAACCGCCCACUGCCCCCUGACCACGUCGCCCUCCAUUGUGGUCGUCAGGUUUGGGGAUCCAUUCACAGUCAACUGCUCCGUAGGAAAGAUGAAUUUCUCUGCCCUGGGUUGGGCGGUCCAUCUGGAGGCUCCUGCGGCUCCUGCGGCUCCUGAGUUCACUACGAAUCAAUCUCUGGUGUGGAGUGUGGAAAGGAUGACCCAGUGGAGCAUCGAACCCAAAUGCUACGCUCUGUGUGAUCAGGGAGGACCGUGCGACAUCGACGUCCCUGUUAUCGUCUACAAGCCUCCAGACCUCGUCUUCCUCAGCGUCGUCGAUCACUCUGGGCCGAUGUUCGAGGGUCGUGAGUACACUCUGCAGUGUGUCGUGCAGGACGUGGCUCCUGUGGGACACCUCACCGUGACCUUCUAUAGGGGACAAUCAGCUUUGGGUCAACUGCAGUCCAACAACACGGAGAAGUCCCCAGUGACUGAGGUCUUCACUCUGGACAUUAUCCUCAGUAAAGAAGACGAUGGAGUUCAGUACUGGUGUGAAGCCGAGCUGGAACUGGGACCAGACGGACCACAGCCCCCUCCAGUGGUGACGUCACAAAAACUCAAUGCCACGGUCCUCUUUGGUCCACACCUCGCCUGUCCAACGAAGCUGCAGGUGAGAGAGGGAGAGAGUCUGGCCUGUGAGGUGAGAGGGAACCCUCAGCCGUUGGUCACCUGGUACAGAGACGGACAGAAGGUCGCCUUGCCCGCUCACUCGGACAGAAAGCAUGCUGGGAAAUACACGGCCUGGACGAAAGGACAUCUUGGACAGAAAAACUUUACAGUGGAGGUGGAGGUCCUCUUUGGCAGAGGAACUGCAAACAGCUUUAAUGGAUAUUUCCUUUUGGCCAUAAUCUUAAUCCAGAUGAUUAAGUGGCUGUAAAACCUCCUGAAACAGAACCCAGCAUCAUCUGUGAUCCCCCCCCCCCCCCCCCCACAUCAUUUGGAUGAACGGCCCCCGAUAUGAGAAAUAUUCUAAGAGCUGGAGUCAGCGAGGAGAUUCAGUGUUUCUCUUUUGUCCCAAUGGAUCUUUUUUGAAUUCUUGUCUUUUUGUGCUUCUUUAUGUUCAAGGUACAUUUUCAUCUGUUAUUACACUGAAGCCUCCACAUCAUCCACAACAGCUACAUUUCAACUUGUCACGUGCAACUUCAUCACAAAUCAUUCACACACACACAAUUCUGUUCUCUCAUUUUUAAAACUGUCCACAGGUCUUACUUCACUGCUGUGCAUUAAAAUGAACAAUCAAAUGCACGGCAGCAGUAAGGCUGCAACUUAAUCUACCAUGACCUUUUCCCAUAGUUCCACAUGUGUGAGAAUCUUGUAUAAAAGUGUAAAAAGUAUGCAACUGAAACUUUGUGCUGUCGGAUGGAGCUCACACCAAAACACAACCUUCCUUUACCGAGAUACUCUUCAGGAAUAGGGAAUCAAAUUUGAACAAUACUCACGUGAGAUUUAGAAAACAUUC